This is a messenger RNA of Sphaerodactylus townsendi, 5797 nucleotides long. It is a transcript of the gene CDH4, whose product is annotated as cadherin 4. The record is from RefSeq and is a predicted model, not a curated record. Lineage: Eukaryota; Metazoa; Chordata; Lepidosauria; Squamata; Sphaerodactylidae. Gene Ontology annotation, biological process: cell morphogenesis; homophilic cell-cell adhesion; cell-cell junction assembly. The transcript is spliced from 16 exons. Gene Ontology annotation, molecular function: calcium ion binding; cadherin binding. Gene Ontology annotation, cellular component: adherens junction; plasma membrane; catenin complex. The coding region runs from base 363 to 2816 and encodes 817 amino acids.
CGGCGGCGAGGAAUUCGGUGGCGAGGGCCAGGCGGCGGCGGCGGCGGCGGCGGCGGCGAGGCAGAGUUGCCGGGCUCGGAUCGGCAGGGACGGGCAGCCAGCCGAGCAGCCGGCCGGAGGACAACGACGCCGCCGCCACAAGGCAGCCCCAGCGAGAGGGGGCUCCGGGGCUCGCCCAGCCCGGGCUGCGGGGGAAGGCGGCGGCGGCGGCGGCGGCGGCGGCGAAGGGAAGGAGGCAGCCGGCCAGGCCGGGCGAGCAGCAGCAGCAGCAGCAGCAGGAGCCGCGGAGAUGCCGCUGGGCUGGCGGAUGCUCCUGCAAGUUCUCUGGCUCGGGUCCUUGCGGGGGUCGGCCGGGGCACAAAAUGGGGAUCUUACAGUCAGGCCCACUUGUAAGCCAGGCUUCUCGGAAGAUGAUUACACGGCGCUCGUCUCGCAGAACAUCGUGGAAGGGCAGAAGUUACUCAAAGAAAGGAAAGAGGAACGUGUCGGCAGAUUUCCUCCAACCGCCCAGCGACGUCCUCCUGCCGUGGCGCCAUCAUCAGAAUUCUCAUGGGCUGAGGCGGCAAAAACGAGACUGGGUCAUCCCACCAAUCAAUGUGCCUGAAAACUCGAGAGGGCCUUUUCCUCAGCAGCUGGUCCGGAUUCGUUCAGAUAAGGACAGCGAGAUUCAUAUACGAUACAGCAUCACCGGAGUGGGGGCUGACCAGUCACCCACAGAAGUCUUCAGCAUUGACCCCGUCUCGGGGAGGAUGUACGUGACUCGUCCCAUGGAUCGGGAAGAAAGAGCCUCCUACCACCUUAAAGCCCAUGCAGUGGAUAUGAAUGGAAACAAAGUGGAGAAUCCGAUCGACCUCUACAUUUAUGUGAUUGACAUGAAUGACAACAGGCCUGAGUUCCUCAACCAAGUCUACAACGGAUCUGUGGAUGAAGGAUCUAAACCAGGGACCUAUGUGAUGACAGUGACGGCAAACGAUGCAGACGAUGCCACUACAGCCAAUGGGAUGGUGAGAUACCGGAUUGUGACUCAAACCCCCCAGAGCCCAUCGCAGAACAUGUUCACUAUUAACAGCGAGACGGGAGACAUCGUCACGGUGGCGGCUGGACUCGACAGAGAGAAAGUUCAUCAGUACACUGUCAUCGUUCAGGCCACAGAUAUGGAAGGAAACCUUAACUAUGGUCUCUCAAACACAGCAACAGCGAUCAUUAUGGUGACAGAUGUGAACGACAACCCGCCCGAAUUCACUGCCAGCACCUUUUCAGGUGAAGUUCCUGAAAACCGAGUGGAAGUUGUGGUUGCUAAUUUGACGGUGUUGGACAGAGACCAGCCACAUUCGCCAAACUGGAAUGCCGUUUACCGGAUUAUCAGCGGGGACCCCUCGGGUCAUUUCACCAUCAGGACCGAUCCUGUCACAAAUGAAGGCUUGGUUACAGUUGUGAGGGCAGUUGACUACGAGAUGAACAGGGCUUUUAUGCUGACAGUGAUGGUGUCCAACCAAGCUCCUCUAGCCAGCGGCAUCCAGAUGUCCUUCCAGUCUACAGCAGGGGUCACCAUUUCGGUCACUGAUGUCAACGAACCACCCUACUUCCCUGCAAACCACAGGCUCCUCAGGCUAGAAGAAGGAGUCCCUACAGGGACAGCGCUGACAACCUUUUCAGCGGUGGAUCCAGACCGUUUCAUGCAGCAGGCUGUGAGAUACUCCAAGCUGUCAGAUCCGGCCAACUGGCUGAGCAUUAAUGCCACAAACGGUCAGAUCACCACCACCGCUAUCCUUGAUCGUGAGUCAGCCUACAUUAAGAACAACGUCUACGAGGCCACGUUCCUGGCAGCUGACAACGGUAUCCCUCCAGCCAGUGGCACUGGUACGCUGCAGAUUUAUCUAAUCGACAUCAACGAUAAUGCUCCCGAGCUCCAGCCAAAGGACGCACAGAUCUGUGAAAAGCCAAACCUGAAUGUCAUCAACAUCACUGCCGCCGAUGCUGACAUUGAUCCAAACGUUGGACCCUUUGUCUUCGAGCUGCCAAGCGUGCCAUCUGCCAUCCGGAAGAACUGGACCAUUACGCGGCUAAAUGGUGACUACGCCCAACUCAGCUUACGCAUCUCAUACCUGGAAGCUGGCGUGUAUGACGUUCCAAUCAUUGUGACAGAUUCCGGAAACCCUCCCCUGUUCAACAUGUCCAUCAUUAAAGUCAAGGUGUGCCCAUGUGAUGAGAACGGAGACUGCACCGCCAUUGGGGCUGUAGCUGCAGCCGGACUGGGCACUGGAGCAAUCAUUGCCAUCUUGAUAUGCAUCAUCAUUUUACUAACCAUGGUGUUGCUCUUUGUGGUGUGGAUGAAACGUCGGGAAAAGGAGCGGCACACAAAACAGCUCCUCAUCGACCCUGAGGAUGACGUGCGAGACAACAUCCUGAAGUACGACGAAGAAGGAGGGGGAGAAGAAGACCAGGAUUAUGAUUUAAGCCAACUUCAGCAGCCAGAGAGCAUGGAUCACGUUAUGAACAAGGCAAAUGGAGUCAGACGAGUAGACGAGAGGCCAGUUGGCGCGGAGCCCCAAUAUCCUGUAAGGCCUGUAAUCCCCCAUCCCGGGGACAUCGGGGACUUCAUUAAUGAGGGCCUGAGAGCGGCGGACAACGACCCAACAGCCCCGCCGUACGACUCCCUUCUCGUCUUUGACUAUGAGGGCAGCGGGUCUACAGCAGGCUCGGUCAGUUCGCUGAACUCGUCCAGCUCCGGAGACCAAGAUUACGACUACCUGAACGACUGGGGGCCGCGGUUCAAGAAGCUGGCGGACAUGUACGGGGGCGGCGAGGACGACUAAAAAUGACCUCACUUUAUUGUUUUAGUACAAAAAAGAAACAAGAGGAAAGCUCUAGUGUUAGAAGAAGAGGAGGAAGGAAGGAAGGAAGGGAAAGAAACCCAACUAUGGAGAAGAAAAGGGUGAAGAAAUAAGAACUGUAUAGAAGCGGCAGCUUUUCCAAUUACUAUCCCCUGCUGACUGUAUUCCUUUUAGUGGUGAUUUAGAACAUUUCUUUUUUUCUGUUUUUACUUUUUGUUUAUUUCUUUUUUUAAAAAAAAGAACAUCGAGCUGUCUAGCAUGAACACUCGUCUCUGCUGCGAUCGUGGUUUUUUUUUAAUUACUUUUUUUUCCCUCUUAAUGUGUCAGCAGGGAUAUUGCUUGUUCUAUCACUUUAUGACUAAGGGGAGUGAAAGACACUCUGUCUUAACUUGAAUUUCUUAGAACAGAAGCACUGUUUUUAAAAUAUAUAUAUAGAUAUAUAUAUUUGAAAGUGCCUUUUGGUACAUGUAUCAGAUUCCCUCAAUCUCAGGAGUGUUCAGAAAAGAAACAAACAUUUAUGUUUCAACCGUCUUGGGCACCACACUCUAUGACCCUAAGCCAGUUCUAGCUGGGAAGGAAUUAACAAAACAAAAACAAAAAAAACAGGAAUUGCGGGAUGGUUUCUUUCAGUGGGUGGGGUACCUUUUUCUAAAAAAAAACAACAAAAAAAGCGGGAAACUUGUUUGAGGGUUGAAUGGGGUUGGGUUGGGGGGCGGGGAACAAAGUCAUUUUGACUGAAAAAAAAAGAAUCUAAACUGCUAUCUUUUGGCCUCAGCAGAUGGUGAACUGAGUAAACCUGUUGUGUAUAUAUACUUCAUUGUUUCUCCAAUGCGAACUAGCGACCCGGGUUUCUUCUCACGACCCGGUCUCAUGUGAUGUAGCUGCCUAGAGUUAUAGCAUUGAGCCUUUGGUGGGUCUGACACAAAAGUCUUUGCUUAAGCCCUGCAGUAAAUGAUGAGCAGACCAAAGGCCCGCUUGUGUGUGAGAGUUUGUGUUGCUGUCUUUUGGGGGUCGGUUGAAGCUCCCGCCCCCUUCCGAGUCCCAUCAAACUCCGGUUAGGUUACACGUUUCUCACAGACCUUUAUCGUAAUGAAUUGAAUGUGGCAUUUUGAUGGGAUACAAGGGAAACCGAGGCGGGGCGCCUGCACACGUGGCUUCAGGGAAGGAGUGCACCCUUUUCUCACUGGAACUUCCAGACGGUAGCAGAACACCUGCGGGUCACAUGUACCGGCCAAACCCUGUCAGGUGCACCGACCCUUAGUCUCAUGGGUCUGAGCUGCCCUAUGGACAGUCUAAGGACUAUGUGGUUUAUUAUAUAUGUCGAUGUGGCCAGAUACUCUGCCUCUUUCACCACACCGUCCGACCAUCGCAGCUUAGAAACUGAGCGAGGCUAAACGCCAGGAAAAAGAGAACCGAUGCCCCUUUGGUUUUCCAAAAGAGGUUGAGAAAUGGCUGUCCCUCUCCAAAGGGAACAACAGAAUUGGUAAGAGGGCACCUGCUACAGACCAGUUCCCUACCCCUGGUCUAGUGCCAUAGUAACAAGACCCUCUUUGGACCUUGGAAGGAACUGUCAAGUUUGCAUGCUAUUUUGCCCCCCGAACAGAUCCGGUAAAAGGUAUCUCUUUACCACAGUUGUAUCCUUUAUUCUCUAGAAUUGCUAUUUUUUAAAGAGCAGACUGGUGAAGUCUGGAAUGACUUAGGAUAGCUGAAGCGCUGGCUCCGGUGGUCUUUUCUAUAAUGCUGUGGGUUUGGUAAGGAAAAUAAACGCACUUAAAAAAAAGCACAUGUCAAUUGAUACAGCAAAGCUGUAAAGGCGAGAGGUGAAUUGAGUGGCCAUGUGAUCCUGAGUGCAGUUAUACCCUUCUGUGUCCAUGGACGUUAAUGGACUUUGAUGGGUGUAGCUCUGCUAUGGAUGGCACCGAUCAUACAUUUCACAGUGUACAGUGAAUGUGUUCCUUCAUUGCCGAGAGAAAGUGAAGGUCCCUGAGUUGUGACUCCCAAAGUUGGGUGCAGUUCGAGGCUGGAGGGGCCCCCUCGAUUAGUUUUACCUCAGAAGUGCACUCUGGGAUUGGUUGUCUUUGAGAUUUGCACCCCCCAGGAUCUCUUGCAAGGAAUUCUAAGUGCACCUCUUUCAUUGCGCUGUUCAGUUCGGUAGGCACUAAAACUGGCGUCAUCCCAUUCAGAGUAGACUUGUUGGGUUCCCCCCCCCCCCAAAAAAAAGCAUGAAAGUGAUAUUUUCCCACAUGGUUAGCAUUUGUUGUGAAAGCAGCUCCCCUGAUAUAUCUUCCUGUUUUCCACGUUAUUUUGAGGACCGUGGCAUUGGAUAUUGAAGUUCAGAACGUGCCACGCGACCAAGAACUUUUCAGAAAAUUGAUCACGGGGUAAAGAUCAUCCCCUUGUACAUUUUAAAAAAGAACAGGAAAAAAUGGUUUAGGACGAAAUAGAGAUAAAUCUCUUGGCGGCCGUGUUUUUUGCCCUUAUCCAAUAGCCAGGAUAGAAACCAGGGGAAAGAAGGUAUCAGUAUAGCUGCUGCCAUUAAGGAAAGCAAAGAACAUUAUUUCAAAUAGAGGAAUUCCCUUAUUGGUCUCCAGAAUGGUCAGUCAGGUGAGAGAGAUCAGGCCCACAACCCAAAGUUCUGAAGUGAUUUGAAGAAAAUGGCAGUGACUCAGCACACUUGAAGUCUAAUCCAGGCCCGGAGGACCCACAGUUCACUGGCAGUACACCCAUCUUGGUGAAGAACGACCCGAGGUUCAGUUCCUGGCACUGCCAUUAAAAGAAUGGCCAAUAGCAGGGCUACCUGAACACACGUUUUGGCCACAGCCAGAACGAACAAUACUUUGCAGUCUGACCUACUCUAAGGCGGUUUCAUAUCCACUAGGUGCCAUCAAAUAAAAAUCUGCUUUGCCCUUACCUGUUUAGAAAGACCAACCUUACACUUUGAAAACAAUUAGUGCUAGACAGUU